CGCGCACCCAAAAGCCCGAUUUCUCUUGUAAUAUUCUGUGAAAUACUUGAUACACGUACCAUUUGCCUGUGAGUUCAUACGCUUUUGACCUUCUUUUUGUGAACAUAUACCCUUUGUCCGACAGCAAUUCAUGUUCUUUGAUCUACUAUCUAGCAAGUCUAGAGCCAUGCCUUUGUUCAAGCUUUCCCUAACACAAAGAGACCGUUGUAGUAUCACAACUUGAAGUCUUCUUCGAACUCUACAAUCCGGAUUGUUUUUCUUCCUGUUGUUUCUGUUUUCUAAACAGCUGCUAUCACUCUCUUUGAAAUAUCUUGUUUUAGCUGUCAUCAUAUUAGAUCGUGGUAUGGUGAUUUCUGCUACCUGCAAGGCUAGAUCGUCAACACGCUCGUAUAAACAGCUGGGCUCGCACUAACAGAGCUACGUGAUACUAUUCUCAUCUACAGCAACAUGGCGAACUCAAGCAAAGGCCAGAGCCAGUAUACAGAGGAGUCCAACCAGCGAUUUAACCAGUUCUCGCCUAGCCGCUUCGACUUUGAGACGUUCAUAGCUGAAAAUAUAGCUGUAGAGCUUCAACAACCGCCGCCUCAAGACGAAAACGGAUUACAUUACGAUAGCUUCGAUGACUAUACGAACAUUGAUCUCGCGCUAACGAUACCGUACUCGAUAGAAGAGCCAGAAUCAGGAACCCUGGGACCAUAUGAGCGGGAAGAUGGUUUUCACGGGAAAACCCUAUUUUCGGAGCAGCCUUACCAAAAUUCAGCGCAGCCUCUCCAGGUCCCAGAGCAGCCAUUCCAAGUACUACCACGUCUCGAAGUACCUCAGAUGAAGCACGGUUCAUCGUCAAUUCCUGUAACCGUUACAUCUCCUCUUGACCAAACGAAUCGGCAGCCCUACGCUGUAGGUCCAUAUGGCUCCCAGCCCAAUGUUCCCCGGUCUUAUCUCCCUAGACCACAUAUCACUCAACCCUACGUCUCUCAACCAUACGGAGGUCAGUCUUAUGCUCCUCAGUCCUACGCUCCUCAACCCUAUUUCUCCCAGCCUUAUGCCGUCCAGCCGAAUGCCCUUAAUUCCUACCUACAUAAACCCUGGCAAAACUCCGCACCUAUUACACGGCCUUCUUCGGCUCUUGCUAUUCCUAGACCGAUGGACCAACCCCUAAAAGGAACCUAUCUGAACCCAAUUCUCAACCACUUCAGCUGCCCAAGCACCCCUCUCCAGGUCAUCGACAACUACAAGUACCCCUUCGAGGACGAGCUUCAGCGAGCUCUAGAAGCAGAACUUAAACGCCAGAACGAGAUAUCCAAGAAGCAGAGCCUUGCAGAUUACUACCAAGCAGAGCUCAGACGCCGCCGUGAAUCAAACGAGGUAUUAGAGGCGAAAAUCGCUCAAGUAGCUCAGGAUCUACCAGUCCUAAUUACACCUGCCCCAACUCCCAUCAGAGAUGGCACCAAAACGCCACGGAACAAGCGACCUAUAAACAUCAGUAACAAUGAUCCGAAGAAAUGGUACCGACCCCUUCCUAUGGCACCGGACUCAUGGGGAAGUAUCAACCCGGACACACAGGAUCGCACUUUCAACUACACUAUCCACGGGGAGCUCAACCCGCGGGAUCGGUUUAGCGUCCAGCAAAUGUCUGAAUACAUCAGUUCUCACCGCGCAAGACUCUGGAUCCAAACCGUCCCAGCUGACAGCGGGCGUCGCUACCCUACUAAAACCUCAGAUAAAUGCCGCUUUAUCAACUGUCCGGAUUCUAACCGCACAAUCCGCAAAGGAGACUAUCGCGUUGCUUUCGACGAGCAACCCUCAAACACGGAUAAAGAUCCUUUUCACAACGCAGCCUACACUCAUCUCUAUUGCCUCGAGAAGUUCCUAGAUUUUCCGCAGAUUUGCAAAAACUUUGAUGUUCGCCCAGAUGUUCGCAAAUUGAAAGAAGGUAAGAACAAGAUGGCAAUUACCCGCGAUCAUAAGAGUAUGGAGGGCAUUGUGUUGGAUUUUAUCCGCAACUCGGUCGAAUGGCGUUACUUUGACGGAGGUGUUCGGCCGCUUGAGUACUACGAGUUCACACUUUGCUCAAAGUUAACGAGAGAGCAUCUCGCUAAGCAGUCUAAACAUAUCCAAACAGUGCGUGAGCAGCGUGGCGGUAACACGAUAGACAUCCACCAGAACAACCUCGAUGUAUUUGUAGCAAACCAGCAUAUCCGAAAGCGUCAAGCGGAUGAAAAGAAUUCUGUGUCUGGAUCCGUAAAGGGUAAGAAGAGGGGGAGGAAGCGCUCAAGUAGGGAUAAGUCUACGAGGCAGGAGAGCGAUGAGAGUGGACUUGAUAAUGAGAUCCUGCAGAGAGGCCUCUCGUUUUCUGCCCCUGUUCUUGAGUAUCAGCCUCAACCUGAAAAGAUCAAGAGAAAGGGCAUGUCUCCACCAAGCCCUUCCUCCGGGCCUCGCCAGAAGAGGAGAAAGGAAAAUCGACAAACAGAGGAAAGCGAUAAUACUGAAGUUGAUGGUGAUUUUGCCAACGAGGUUUCUUUUCCUUCAUGCCUCAGCCUUGAUACCGGAAGUGUUGGUCCGCAGACCUAUACAAUUGAAAUGUAGGGGGCAAUGAGGGGUACGGGCAAUCCCGGCCAGGGGGACAGACCCCUUCUAGAGGCGAACCGGGGGCUAUUCAAGGAGUGGUAUAUAUUCUGACUCUUAGACACUCUUCACAAUACACAC
This is a messenger RNA of Cadophora gregata, 2706 nucleotides long. RefSeq lists its product as uncharacterized. The record is from RefSeq and is a predicted model, not a curated record. The transcript has a single exon. NCBI's taxonomy places the organism in Eukaryota, Fungi, Ascomycota, Leotiomycetes, Helotiales, Ploettnerulaceae. Bases 448 to 2586 code for a protein of 712 amino acids.